Messenger RNA from Maylandia zebra (zebra mbuna), 4849 nucleotides. NCBI's taxonomy places the organism in Eukaryota, Metazoa, Chordata, Actinopteri, Cichliformes, Cichlidae. The record is from RefSeq and is a predicted model, not a curated record.
GUGACAGCAGCUGAGUGCAAAGGUUUUAUAUUCAUUUUAGGAUCCCAGAGACAAAAGGACAAGAGGAGACAGGAGCAGAAAGAAGUGUGGAGGAGACAGAGCUGCAAACAUGGAGCAGGAUAAAGUCGUGGAGAGUGUUAAACAAAAGCUUAAAGAGCAUCUCCAGGAAAAGUUUACCUGGAUAAAUGAGGGCACAUCAGAUAAUCGGUCUCGAUUUAACAGCGUCUACACAAAACUCUACGUCACUCAGCAGGUUCAGGAUUUUGGUUCCAGACCACAUGAGAUUCUUGAUCACUUUAAUGUCCCACAUCAGCAGUCAUCGUUUUCACAGGUGAACAAUAAACAGAUCGAUUUCUUAAAUAUCUUUAAACCAGGAAGAAUUCAACAACAACCAACAAGAGACAAGACAAUCCAAAGAGUGAUGACGAAAGGCAUCGCUGGCAUUGGAAAGACGAUUGCUGUCCAAAACUUUGCUCUAAGCUGGGCAGAAGGAAAAUCUAACCAGCACAUUGAUUUCAUCUUUGUGCUCCCCUUUAGAGAGCUGAACAUGCUCAGAGAUGCCGACUACAGUCUGCUGCAGCUUCUCCUUCACUUCUACCCUGAAAUAAAACCCCUAGAAGCUACACAACAGCUUGUUCACAAGCAAGUGCUGUUCAUCUUUGAUGGUUUGGAUGAAAGCAGAUUUCCACUGGACUUUGAUGGAGCUGUGAGAAUAAGUGAAAUAGAUCGAAGAUCAACAGUUGAUGUGCUGCUGACCAACCUCAUCCAAGGCAACCUGCUGCCUCGCGCUCUGCUCUGGGUAACAUCCAGACCUGCAGCUGCCAGUCAGAUACCUUCUAAAUACAUUGACCAGAUGACAGAAGUCCAAGGUUUCACUGAGCAACAAAAAGAGUCAUACUUUAGGAAGAGAUUCAGCACUGCUAAUCAGGCAGAAGAAAUCCUGUCUCGUCUUAGAGGAAUGAUCAGCUUCUAUUUCAUGGGCCAUAUCCCAGUGUUUUGCUGGAUCAUCGCUGAGGUGUUUAGGAAAGGAUGGAGUGAUGAGAGGAGCCGCGGCAUCACAACGAUGACAGAGCUGUACAUUUAUUACUUACUAAUUCAAACACAAAGAACGAGACAGAAAUAUGCAGGGAAAAGCUCCAAGAAGAGGUCCAAACAGAAGAAGUCUCAAGCCCAGAACUCUGCCAUGCUUUUGAACUUGUCCAAGUUGGCAUUUGAACAGCUGCAGAAAGGAAACAUCAUAUUCUAUGAAGAGGACCUCACAGAAAGUGGCAUCGAUGUUGGUGAAGCAUCAGUGUUUUGUGGAUUUUGCUCAGAGAUUCUUAAGGAAGAACGAGGCCUGUACAAGAAGAAGAUGUUCAGCUUUGUGCAUUUAAGCUUUCAGGAGUUUCUUGCAGCUCUCUACAUGCACCACUGCAUCCUGACGGACAACUUCAGUACUUUGAAGUCUUUCCUGGGUGUCGACCCAACAGAUCUGAGCUUUCUGGAUUUGCAGAAAAAGGUUGUGGAUAAAGCCUUGCAAAGUGAGAAAGGUCAGUUAGAUCUGUUUCUGUGUUUCUUCCUUGGAUUUUCUCUGGAGUCCAAUCAAACAGUGCUGCAGGGUUUACUGCCACAGGUAAAGAGCAGCUCGGACACCACCGAAGAGAUGAAGGUAUACCUGAAGAAUUUCCAUGUCAAAGACAUCCCACGAGAGAGGUACAUGAACCUUUUCCUCUGCAAGUUUGAGCUGAAGGAAGAGAGAUUUCAGGAUGACAUCAGAAUGUAUCUGGAUUCAGGAGCGAGACUCUCGACCAUCGACUGUGCAGUACUGUCGACCGUGAUGCAGAUAUCAGGGGAAGUGCUUGAGGAACUUGAUCUGACAAAUUCUGUCACACCGAUUAUUGGGACUGAGAAACUUAUCCAGCAAAUGAAGAACUGCAAGAAGGCUGUACUCAUGAACGAUCAGUUAAGCAAAGGCUGCUUCGACGUGCUCCUGUCUGUACUUCAGUCAGCGGACUCUUGUUUAACAGAGCUCAGCCUGGUGUAUUUUUCUAACGUCAGUGAUGGUUUUCCUUCUGAUCUCUUUGCUGGACUGGAAGGUCCUGACUGUAAACUGGAGACACUGAGGUUAUCUGGGUUCUCUCUAGACUGUAGCGACUGUCACAGACUGGUUUCUGUCCUUCGAUCAGACCCGUCACCUCUGACGGCACUUCAUUUGAUUAACUGCUUAUGCAGUUAUUCAGAGGAUUACAGUGGAUAUUGUACAAAUGACGUGAAGACCACUGGAAACCGUGGAGAUUUCAGUGAUGAGUCACACCUGCUGACUGUGAUUCCUUCUGCUUUGAUUGGUCCAGUCUGUAAACUGGAGCGGUUCAGCAUGCCUGGUUGUUUCCUGAAAAAUAACUGCUGGCAGGUGUUUGCCUCCGUUCUCAGCUCUAACUCCCAGCUGAGAGAGCUUGACCUCAGCCGCAACGACCUGAAGGAUCUAGGUGUGCAGCUGCUGUCUGUUGGACUUGGGAGUUUAAACUGUAGCCUGGAAACACUGAGGCUGUCAUGUUGUGGGAUCACAGAGGAAGGUUGUGUCUCUCUGGCCUCAGCUCUGAAGUCCAACCCCUCCCACCUGAGAGAGCUGGACCUGAGCUACAACCAUCCAGGCGUGUCAGGAGUGAAACUGCUGUUGGAGCGACUGGAAGACCCAGAAUGUAGACUGGAAACGCUCAAUGUGGACCACAAUGAAGAGCACUGGGUCGACCCACAGCUUCUGAACAAGUAUGCCUGUGAUCUCACAUUCGACCCCAACACUGUGAAUAAACAGCUGCUUCUGUCUCAGUGCAACAAGAGCGUGAGCUACACUCAUGAACAGCAGUCGUAUCCUGAUCAUCCAGAGAGAUUUGACCAAACCAGUCAGGUGCUGUGUCGAGAGGCUCUGACUGGGCGCUGCUACUGGGAGGUGGACUGGGAAGCGUUUGUGAAUAUUGGUGUUGCAUAUAAGAGCCUGCCGAGGAAGGGACGCUGGGACAUAGAAAUUGACUGUAGUGACAGAAGCUGGUGUUUCAGCAUCACCUCGGUGAAGGGUUACUCCUUCCGACACAACCUUAAGGAAACCUUUAUACGGGUCCCUCACGUUGACAUCCAAGCCUUCCUGGUCACUCCAAAGAGACUGGGACUGUUUCUGGACUGGCCAGCCGGCACUCUGUCCUUCUACUUGGUGUCUGACGACACAAAAACUCUCAUUCAUACCUUCCACACCACGUUCAGCGAGCCUCUCUACCCAGCAUUCACGGUUCGUUUAGGAUCCUCUUUGACCCUGUGCAGGGUGGUGAAGAUGGAAACUACUCGUUCAAGCUUCACACCUGAGAUGAGCAAAGGAAGAACAGGCAUUUCAUACAGGUUCCUGUUUCCCGGUCCAGGGUUGUUCCAGUGUUCUUUGACUGGUCUGGUCUUUGAUGUGACUCGUGAGAGUGAGGUCACCUACAAGACUCUGAUCUGGGAUCCUCUGGUCCUCCAACCAGCGCACAAAGUGGCCGGAGGCCCGUUGUUCGGCAUCGAGUGUCCUCAGGACUCUAUACGUCAGCUGCACCUCCUACACUGUGAGCCUGAGCCGGCACUGGUCUCUGACAGCAUCUCUGUGGUCCACAUCACGGAUGAUGGCAUGAGCAUCAUACAGCCUCUGGAGAUCACUGAGACUCACGUGGUCGUGGACGUCCCUCACCUCUCCGCCUUUGGCCUCGUCUGGGAUCUCGUUGAGCGGUUUUUCAAUUACAUGACGAAACCCGUUCGUGGCCAAGUCCUGCUCUUCCUGAGAAACAGGCCACGCCCCAUCCUCAGUGUGAUGCUGCUCCCAGGAAACGUCCCUCUGCACGACGUGAAAGUGCAGCACGCUGCUUCAGAGUACAUCGAAGCGCCGUCCUUCUGUUAUUUCCACAAAGGUCAAAAGUACAGUCUGAGCAGCGCCCCGCACGACUUUAAAAUACAGCCUGCACGUGCAGAGUUUUUUGAAAAUUACGGACCAAAUUACCACCCGACCUUUGAGAUCAUCCUGACAACGAACGCAGAGGAAGUGAUGCUGAUGGUGCAAGAUCCCGAGGAGACACGAGUGUGGGAGCACGACCUUCGUCUGCCCGCUUCAUCCUCGGCUGACUCUCCAGGUGGAAGUCCUCUUCAGAUGGGGAACAGCGCCUCAGCAGAGAAGCUGCGACUCGCUCGCACAAACUUCAUCGAUAAAGUGUCGAAUCCGGUUCUGAACAAGCUGCUGGACGAGCUGCAGCACGUCACCGUGCUAACUGAUGCUGAGGGCGAAGCGGCCAGAGCCAAACCGAGAGACGAGAAAGCUCGAGACCUGAUCGACAUGGUGCGAAAGAAAGGAGCUGAAGCAAGUUCAAAAAUGAUCGCCGUCUUUUACGCCAACGAUCCGUAUCUGUGCAAAGAGCUCGGCUUACUGUGAAGCACAAAUCUGUGAUGAUCACAUGCACGUAGACAUGAGGUUCGAGGCAAAAAAGAUUUAGCUUCCAUGUAAAAGUAGCUAAAAGUUUGUCUUCUCUGUUUCUAACACUUAUUUUGGGGAGUUUGAGUCUUUAUUGGACACGACGCUCGUCUUCAGCUCGCAGCAUCAACACUGAGCAUCAUCACCUAACUGUGGCUGAGAAAUAAAGUCAGCUGCUCACUGACGUCACCAAAGAACCGGCUCCGAGAACAGCACCGACUCCACAUAAGGAUAGAAACUGGCACUGAUGCGGCUUCAGAGCAUGGCCUGUGAUCAAGUGUGCACUUUUUGCAAUAAACUCGAUUCCAUCAUGUUUUUACUUAUUUAAAUUUGUAAUUAUUUAUAUAUUUCCGUUUGAUUAUUUUUAUUGAAGUUGAAACUAAUACACAA